Messenger RNA from Puccinia triticina, 582 nucleotides. RefSeq lists its product as uncharacterized. Lineage: Eukaryota; Fungi; Basidiomycota; Pucciniomycetes; Pucciniales; Pucciniaceae. The transcript is spliced from 5 exons. Bases 1 to 582 code for a protein of 193 amino acids. The record is from RefSeq and is a predicted model, not a curated record.
AUGACCGCGCCACUCGUCACUCCGCGGAAUCCUGCCAACACUGGCGCAGCGACUGUGACCGCCUUCCCCUUCGCCAAAGCCCGUAUGCGUUACAAAGAGGACAGACGCCCAACGAUCCCAGAGCCCCUGAAGGAAAAGUUCUUGCUUGACUUGCUGGCGCCGGCGGAGGCGCAUUUUGAUGCCAACCCGGGUGGCGUAACCUAUGCUAACUUGGCCAUGCCGGAAGCCGAUGUCCUGACUGCUCUUGGAGCUUGGUUUGAUGACCCUACUGGUGAUGAAUUGAAACGGACAGAUUUGUCUAAAGACGGCCUCAACCAAUCACCUUGUCAUCCACUCAGCCCAUCCCCCGGCAAUCACUCUUCUUCGGUAUCAUCAUCCACCAAGCUCCGCAGCCAACCCGGCCAUGUCAGCAGUGCACCGAGCUCAUCGGGCCCAGUUGGCCUCCAGCCAGAUCACGUCUACCGUUCUCAGUUGUCACCCUGGCGGUUCAAGAUCCGGUUGGCGUUGUUAGUGACGCUGAACAAGGAGAUGACAAUUCUAGAGUUGAUCCAGCGUAGCUACCGCUCCGGCCCGCUUGAUUGA